AUGGCCAUGAUCAAAGAUCUCGUGGCCAAAAUGCGAGGCACAACUUCUCGGGAGCAGAGCCAUGAGCGCUCUGGCAAAAGCAAGUCCAGAAGCCGAAGCAGGGUCAAGCAAGGUUGGGGGCCCUCGGGGUGGGGCUGGUAUUGGAAGGAAGAAGAUGUAUGGGAGGAUGAGGAGUGGCACAAAGGCUGGGCAUGGAAAUACAGGCCCUCUUUCUCUGGCUGGUCCAAUUUGCACAAAAGUGGUCAGGCAGGCACGCGAUACGAGAGAAGAAGCCAGGCGGCCAGAGAGCGGCGGGCCCAGCGCGGUUAUCAUCGCCGCCAGACAGGCUGGGAGGAAGCAGAAACCGCAACUGCGCUGGCAGAACCUGCAGAGAGUGAGAAGGAUGCAAAAGAAGAAGCUGCCAAACCAGAGCCGGCGUUGGCAGAACCUGAUCCACCUGAGAAGGAUGCAAAAGAAGAACCUGCCAAGCCGGCAUUGGCAGAGCCUGCAGUGAGUGAGAAGGAUGCAAAAGAAGAGGCUGCCGCAAAUGCAAAGGAAGGAAAAAAGGAAUAUUUGGAAAAAGACCAGGUGCCUGAAAGCAGGGCAGACGACUUGGAUCAACCUGACUAUAGCCCUGAUGGGGAACCUGCAGCGGGACUUUCCGCACAACUGCCAGUCAAGGUUGAGAAAGUAGAGGACCUGUCCACCUUGGCAGAGCCAGUCGUCGGGCCAGCCAAGGAGGAAACAACAGAAGGAGAUGCAGCCAUGGCAACGCCGCCUGCCAAGCCUGAGGGAGAAGAACAAGCGGAUGCCCCCGCUCCACAAGUAGAAGCGGAACAAGAAGCAGAAGGUAGUGGGCAGCCCAGCGCUAGUGGUGUGGAAGCGGAAGCACCGCCAGGAAGCAUGGUCGCCCACAAGGUGCAUAAUCUCGAUGUCCUUGGAGUCCGCAUCGGGGUCAUCAGCCCUGAUGCACACAUUGCGUUGCAAGAGCUAGCGGAAGCCGCACAAGCAGUUCCAGGCAAAGUUGCUCCGAAGGAUAUUGAAACCGCAAGCCAGGCCACCCCAGCAAAACCGAAGCCUGCAGCAGGAGAUCCAGCGGCUGUUCCGCCACAACCAACAAAAGGCACUGGGCUGGAAGAUGUCGGAGAAAGAACUGCAACAAAAGAACCCCUGGAGACACUAGAGGACUUUCCAGCACCGCCUGACAAGAAAGCGGAAACCCCGCAUCAAGAAGAGAAGGCUAUGACAAUGGAGAAAUUAGAUGGAGAUGCAAAAGAGACAAAAGAAGCGGAAAACCCGCAUCCAGAAAAGAAGGCCGAGACAGCGCAAACAUUAGAUGGAGAUACAAAAGAGACAAAAGAAGCGGAAACCCCGCAUCAAGAAGAGAAGGCCAAUAAAGCAGAGAAAUUAGAUGGAGACGCAAAAAAGGAACCAGAGGCCAAGGCCGAUCCAGAGGUGUUGAAUGCCAUGCCCAAGUCUGAGUCUCGCAAAACAGAUUUGGAGAAGGAAAAAAAGUUGGCCAACCCCAAGACCAAGUCUGACAAGGCACUUUUGGAGCAGGAAGCAGCUAAACAAAGAUUGACCAAGAAGCCACAACGAGUGAAGCCGAAGAUGUGGAAGAAUGCGUUCGAGCAUGCUGAGGAGGUCAGGGUGAAGGGCGGCAAUGGUCAAAUCAUAUCUGCUGAUGAGAGCAGCCAAGGCACCAUCAUUGGCCAAGCUGUCCAAAAGGCUCUUUGA
Molecule: messenger RNA, 1716 nt
Organism: Durusdinium trenchii
Lineage: Eukaryota; Dinophyceae; Suessiales; Symbiodiniaceae
Source: the annotation of a GenBank genome assembly